AUGUCUUCACCAAAAGACUACGACGCCCUCAUCAUCGGCGCAGGCCCAGCCGGGCUCGCGGCUGCCACCGCGCUCGCCCGAGCAUGCAGACGCGUGGCGGUGUUCGACUCGCAAGAAUACCGCAACGAGGGCGUCGAGGAAAUGCACAACGUUGUACUCCACGACGGCCAGAAGCCAGCGUCGUUCCGGACUGCUGCCGUCCAGGACAUCUCAACCAAGUACCCGAGCGUCCGUUUCUUCAACACCGCGGUUGAGACCGCGGGAAAACUGAUUCUCGCUACCGGAAGCAAGGAUGUCUUUCUCGAUAUCCCGGGGUAUGCAGAGCUGUGGGGGAAGAGCAUCGUUCACUGCUUGUUCUGCGACGGCUUCGAGAGGAGGGAUCGGUCCGCCGGGAUUCUGGGCCUGGAAUCGCUACACAACCUACCUUCCAUCCUCAUGGCACGGCAUAUGUCCUCUGCGUCGGUGACAAUCUUUCUGAACGGACAGUCCCCGGACAACGAGAAAGAUAAGGAGGCCCUCCGCGUGGCAACUGCGCGAGGUUGUAAGGUCGAUGACCGGUUGAUCCGACGCCUGUCGCGGGACCCUGCAAACGACGGCAUCAUCGUUGAAUUUGUGGAUGGGGCGCAGUCUCGGAUUGGGUAUCUCUUGCACCACCCUCCCACUGUGAACCGUGCUUCUGGUUUGAUUUCUCGGCUUGGCUUGCAGCUCGUGCAGCAAGGUGUACAUGUUCAGAUCAACCCUGAGGGAGAGACUAGUGUAAGAGGGUGUUUUGCGGCCGGCGAUACGGCGACGCAGUGGAAGAUCGUCUCGGUUGCUUUGGCGGAUGGCAGUGUUUUGCCCGCGGCUACUUCCAACACGCGCGACAUAUCCACUAGUCAGACGUGCAUUCAAUAUUAG
Messenger RNA from Aspergillus homomorphus CBS 101889, 897 nucleotides. RefSeq names its product FAD/NAD(P)-binding domain-containing protein. Lineage: Eukaryota; Fungi; Ascomycota; Eurotiomycetes; Eurotiales; Aspergillaceae. Bases 1 to 897 code for a protein of 298 amino acids. The transcript is spliced from 4 exons. Gene Ontology annotation, molecular function: oxidoreductase activity. The record is from RefSeq and is a predicted model, not a curated record.